Molecule: messenger RNA, 7272 nt
Organism: Pangasianodon hypophthalmus (striped catfish)
Lineage: Eukaryota; Metazoa; Chordata; Actinopteri; Siluriformes; Pangasiidae
Gene: cc2d1a
Product: coiled-coil and C2 domain containing 1A
Exons: 30
Coding region: 312-3311 (999 amino acids)
Biological process (GO): regulation of transcription by RNA polymerase II
Cellular component (GO): nucleus
Molecular function (GO): DNA-binding transcription repressor activity, RNA polymerase II-specific; RNA polymerase II cis-regulatory region sequence-specific DNA binding
Source: RefSeq, a predicted model, not a curated record
CCGUAAAGCGUGGAGUUGUCGUUGCUAUUGGAGACGAGACGGAAAGCAGGAAGUAGCAGGAAGUAGCAGGAGUCACAACAGUGACAACAGCUGAUGAUAGUUUUGGGAUUUUUAGGGGAGGUUUAUGUUCGCUAAACGGGGCAAUAUUUCACUAAAAGGACAUAUAAUACUACACAGCAUUACAUAACGGAAGACAUAAAUACAUGCUGAAGAAAUAAUCCCACAUCAGACAUUUCAGUAAGGAUUCAGUAAGGAGUCUCCGGUGUCAGAGCUUUGUAACAAUCUCUCUGAGCUCUGUCACAGCAGCCAUCAUGAGUCGUAGCAGGAAUCCGCCACAAAAAGGCCAAGGAGCCGCUCGAGCCAAACAGAUGGGUUUGCUCUUGGAUCUGUCUCCGGACGCUGGUCUGGAAAACUCUGGUGGACAUGAGGAGGAGUUGGAGGCGGAGCUUCUUGCUCUGAUUGGAGGAGAACGAGGUGGCAGGGGCGGGCAGCCUGGCAAGAAAGACGGGGGGAAAGCCCCUGUCCCCAUGGAGGACAUUGAGCGCAUGGCCGCCCUCUGCAUGAAGGACCUGGACGAGGAUGGAGAGGACGAUGCAGACCUGGAGGACGACGCCGAUCUCCUGGCUGAACUGAAUGAGGUUCUGGAGGAUGAUCAUGAGGAACCAGCUCCUGCACCAAUCCCGUCUCAGCGCUCUAACGUAACCCCCAAAUCCACCCCCACUACCCCGAGCGGUGCGGGCGGACUGGAGACCCGCCUGCAGGAGCGUAUCGAUAUGUACCAGGCAGCCAUCGCCAACGCCAACGCUUCAGGAGAGGCCAGCAAGGCUCGCAGAUACGACCGUGGACUCAAGACGCUACAGUCCAUGCUGACGUCGGUGAAAAAGGGAAAACCCAUUAACGAGGACGAGAUCCCGCCCCCAGUCGCUACUGGGGCUAAACCCACCCCCACACAGCAAGAACCAAUCAGAGAACAGGAACAGCCUGCACCGGAUUCCAUGCCACCGCCAAAGACCAAUGAGAAGCCGCUGCAGGAGGCGAAGCCUGUAGCCCCGCCCAAACCUCAGCUCCUGCAGCCGCCCAAUCAGAGAACACCGGCUGGGACGCCAGAUACACCGGCCAUAUCACCCUUAACUCCCAUCCAGCCCAACGCCCAGCAUUCAGCGCUGAAGGCCAGUGUGUUGAGCAGACAGAGGGAAUAUAAACUGGCCGCUGUUCAGGCUAAACAGAGCGGAAACACUGACCUCGCCAGACAACACCUCAUCAUCGCCAAGAAGUUGGACUCUGUAGUAGAGGCGAUGGACAGAGGAGAGCAGGUCGAUGCCAGCUCACUGCCGCCUCCUCCUGGAGAUGUUGUAGUUGAGCGUUCUCCUCCAGCUCCUCAAUCUGCAUCCGCCAAACCCAGUCCCGCUCCUCCACCCGCUGAUGCGCCAGCGCCUGACGCUCCCCUUCCUGCUCCCCGUAACCUGGCCGAGGCCCUGCAGCAGCGCAUGGAAAAGUACAAGAGUGCAGCUGAGAGCGCCAAAAGCAAAGGAGACGACCGGAAAGCUCGCAUGCACCAGCGCAUUGCUAAGCAAUAUCAAGAUGCCAUUAAGGCGCACAAAGCAGGACGACCCGUCAAUCUAGCAGAGCUACCAGUACCUCCAGGUUGUCCUCCUCUACAGGGUGCCGAAAGCGCAGAGCAAAACUUCCUGGGUGUCCUGGAAACAGCCGUGAAACUGGCCAAUCAGGAUGCAGACGCAGGGGAAGAUGACGAUGGGCCAGAGGAGGAAAUGGCAAAGCCGGUGGCGCGUCCCGCUGCUCAGAAAGCUCGAGCCCCUGCGCCCUCACACUCCUCGUCCCCUGCGGUGACCCCCCCAGCCUCCUCAGACACCCCCAAACUGGGGCCUAAAGCUCAGCAGCAGCUGGACUUCCUGCUCCGUCGCAAGCAGCAGUUUGUUAAAGCGGCCCUUCGCUCGAAGCAGAUGAAGGACGUUCAGGGAGCAGCGCAGCACCUGCGCAACGCCAAGGGACUCGAACCCAUGAUCACUGCAGCCAAAGGAGGCCUGCCUGUCGAUAUCAGCAAGGUGCCCAGUGCCCCAGUGAGUGAGGAAGACUACGCUCUCGCUCAUGCUCGCUCGUCCUCUCUCCCUUCCCGCUCGUCCCAGCAGUACGCUCAGCUCAUGGAGCGCCUCAGGCAGCAGCACGAGAAAUGUCUGAGCUACUCGCAGCAGUUCACUCAAAUGGGCAACCUGGCCGAGACCACGAGAUUUGAGAAGCUGGCAGAGGAGUGUAUGAGUAAUAUUGAGCUGCUGAAGAAAGCUCAUGCUAAAGGCUAUCCUGUUCCAGGUCACCACACAGAGGAGCGCACCAUCAACACCGUCAAGAUUUUCCCCAAUUUGACUGCCAGUGAGAUGGAGCUGACAAUCAUAAAAGGAAUCAACCUGCCCACUCCAGGAUUUUCAGCCAGUGAUUUGGACGCUAGUGUGCGCUUUGAGUUUCCCUUCCCUAGUUCGGAAGAAGCUCAAAGAGACAAAACCAACACUGUGAGAAGCACCAACUGCCCAGAGUUCAGAGCGCAGUUUAAGUUGCACAUCAACCGAACGCACCGAGGCUUUAAGAGAGUGGUGCAGACCAAAGGCAUCAAGUUCGAGGUCGUCCACAAAGGUGGCCUCUUCAAGACUGAUAAGGUGGUGGGAAAUGGUCAGCUGAAACUCGAAGCACUGGAGAAUCAGUGUGAGAUCAGAGAGAUUAUAGAGGUGCUGGAUGGCAGGAAGGCGACAGGAGGGAAGCUGGAGGUGAGGGUGAGGAUUCGGGAGCCGCUGGGCGGAGUCCAGCUUCAGCCCGUCACGGAGAAAUGGAUCGUAGUGGAUCCACCGGCCGUCACCCCGGACAGAGAGAAAGCGAGAGACAGAGCACGGGCACCUUCACCGAAAUCCAAACCCCGCAACGAUCAAGGAAAGAGCGUCCAACCAAGUCUCUCACCUCCUCAGUACAAACUCCACAGCUUCAGCCUCCUCAACUAUGACAAGGAAAGACUAGAGAGAAAGAUUGGGGAAUGUAAGAAAAAUAGACGGGAUCCACCGCCAGAUCUGCUGAACCAGCAUAAAGAAAUUUGCCACCGACUGCAUUGGCAAAAAUCCUACCUGGAGAGAGGAUCCUCAGCGGCGUUAGCAGAGUACGAUAGUGUGUUAAAUAGGUUCGCUUAUGGUCUUGCUGAGUCAGUGAAGAAGUUUUCCAGUGAAGGCAAUAGAGAAGCAGCUAAAGAUGCUCUCGGAAGGCUGAAGAUGGUGGAGGCUGAGAUGGAGUCUCUCAGGAGGAAGCGUCCUGCGUGAAGAUGUGCAGGAGUACUUCAUCUCCUUCUCUUCCUCACAGAGACACCUUCAGCGUCACACACUUCUCUGUUUCUUCUUCUCUCUGCUCUCUCUUUAGCCUGUUAUCCAAACACUCCUGAUAUUUUAGUCCAGACUCUGAAUCACCUGAGAUUCACUGGACUACUUUACUGAAAAAAACUUUUUUUUUUUUUCCUGGUCUAUACGGAAGGCCAGCGAAGGCCAUGAGUUAGUAUUUUGUUUCUCUUCUCUGGAGUUAACAGGUACUGAAGUUCCGAUGUGUAACCCUGCGUUUGUGUCGGAGUGGGAGGUGAACAUCUAUUUAACCUAGCUACGAUUAAAUGUAACUAUUCUCAACUUUAUGCAAAUUAGUUCUGCAGCACAUCCGAAUGAUUAGCUGUGCUAAAUUUGUAUUCAUACAAUAACCUGCUAUUUCUUAUCGAAACUGAAAAACAGUGGUAAAGACCACGCUCACACACACUCCUCACUUGCUAGCGAGCCGGAGUUCCCAUUCGCUAACUAGCAUGAGGACGUGAUUGCCGGCUGAAAUUAGUGAAGAAGGGACUCAGUUUCAGCUGUUAACUCACUGCUCACCAGCUCCGACCCUGUGCACGCAGGCUGUUUAUCUGAAGAGAAAUUAAAGGAAAAAGUUGCAGGACUAAAAAAGUAACACAUGGCCUCCGUGGACGUCUGUGUAAUUAGGAUCAGACGACUACAGUGUCAGGAUUCAUGAAGCACUAAUUAUCGUUUUGAAUGUUUUUGAGUCAUGUGACUCAGGGCUUUUAUAACAGAACAGUUUAGCCUAAAAUGAAAUGUACACACUACGAGACAUUUGCUGUCUGAUGUUUACGUAUUUACUAUAAACCUAACAUAGCUAACAAGUAAGAGAAGCUUAUUUUUAUUAUUAUUAUUUUAAUAGAUAUGUGAAUCAAAUCGGAAGUAUAUUAUCUGAAUCAUAUCUGACGUACAACUUUCAAACUGGAGGCCACGUUUCCUUCCUGAGUCUGAUGCUGUGAAAACAAAAACAAACUUUCCUGAGAAAGAGAACUGGUCUGGCUUUAAGAUGGAGUGAUGUUUUUAUCUCUGUGGUUUUGUCAUUUUAUUUUGUCCGUGUCUGUAGAUAACUGUGUGUCCCACAGGGUCAGGAAUCACAUCAGAAGGUCUUUCUGAAACUCUGAAAAACUCCUCAAAGCCAACUGACAAGACACAAGCUUUUUUAGAUUUUUAAAUUAACCUGUUUGUUGGCUCCAGUAGAUUUUGUAGCGCUUAUACAAAACUACAGAAGCACCAGACUUCUCAGAUGAUCUUCUCAGCAUUUGGAGUAAAGGGGUCUUUGUGUACAUUUAGUUUUGGGCCAAACUGCUUCUUAGGCGAUCAUUUGCACAUUUGAUGAGGCGUGCAGCAGUACUGCUACUUUUUCUGAUUUCUCCAUCUGCCAUCCGUCUCCGUGCUCCCCGUGCCUUGUGUGUGUGUGUGUGUGUGUGUGUGUGUGUGUGUCUGUGUGUGAAUGGUGUAAAUCCUUAUAGAGAGCAUAUGAAGAGUAAUCUGGUCUCUGCCCUGGGUUCUGCUUAAUCCUUCCUCAGUGCAGCUCAGUGCUGUGAUACGGGGAUAAUACUAACCGGUGAAAUUUAAGGGGAUGGGAAUAGAGGGGUGUGUGUGUGUGUGUGUGUGUGUGUGUAUGUGAGGGAAUAGAGGAGGGGUGAGGAUCAUGGCCCAUAAUCGGGGAUUAACCCUCGUCUAGUUGCCCAGGUGACCUUUGCUCUGCAGUGGAGCGAUAAAGCGAACAAACUGACUGUGGGACGUUUCAUAACCAGCAUUUAGAUAAACUUACAAAAGUCCAGAUGAGCCAUGCAUUAUUAUCAUUAUUAUUAUUAUUAUUAUUAUUAUUAUUAUUAUUGUUAUUAUUUUGGCAUCAUUACCGCAAUAAACCGCAUGGAAAUUACAGUAUGCUAGCUAACUAAUAUCUGUGUAGUACACUCUGGAGCUUCUUGUGAUCCUCCUGAUCACAGCUUUUGCACAAACAAAUAACGUAUGGCCUCUCUGGACUUGUGUACAUAACUGAAGCCGUAUCAAGUUUCAGCUCUCAACACACCUGAGCCAGGUGAUCAGGUGCAGAUUGAGGUCUUAGGGGACUACAUAGAGAAAUGAGGGCUGUGUCCUAAACACUAGCAUCUGUGAGAAAAGAGUUCAUUCUGAAUCAUUUAAAAAAAUAUAUAUAUAUUUAUAUUUAGGAAAUUGAUUCAUGUUGCUAUAAAGGACGUCAUCACUUUGCGCUCGUGAAGCUUGCGAGUUAAUCAGUAGAUUAGCUGUUAUGAUACGGGAGAGGAUUAUAAUUAUAAUUUAUUAGCUAAAGCCUGACAGAGAACACAACUACGCUAAAUACAUGCAACUGAUAUUGUAGCUAACUUAGCACUUCCUUUGAUUAUACAGUCUUUUGAAUGCUAAUGUGAUUUCUCAGUGUUAAAACUGACGUCCACAUGUUCGUGGCAUGAAUCCCUCGGCUGCUGAAACUAGACCGUGUGAAGAUUCGAAAACAACGACUAUCGUUAAAAAAAGAGCAGAUUCUGUGUGAUCUAUCAUUCAGGACAAUGUUUUCUGUAUCGGGGGAGGGGCUAAUUUUUACGUUGCAGGUGAACUCUGCUUCAUUCUACCUCGUUUCUAAUUCAUCAGCUAGUUAGCGAGACCUUCAUGAGCUGAGUCUGUGGCGUCCGAGACUCGAGUUUGACUCUUCUAAUGUAGCUCAUUUCCUGUCUGAUGUCAGAGCGACACCAACAUCGCAAAUUCAUCCAUUUUGUAAAUCUGUAGCUUAACACACUGUGUAAGCUUUUCAUGUGGGAUUAAAAAAAUCAUUUACCAUUUUACCUGCAGAGUUUAUUUAAGCCCCGCCCCCUCAUGGAUCUGGGACAAGUGACCCCACCCCCUCGGGUUUCUGGACUCAUCACUGGUCCCGCCCCCUCAGGAAACCUCUCUGAAGACAUCCGAUUAGGCUCCGCCCCCAAAAUGUGACAGUAGUAACCCGUUUGUGUUAGUGAUCAUUUUCUGCAAAACCACUGAUUCAUAAACGUAGCGUGAAAGUGAAAAAAACAUGAAUAAUAUGAGGUUACAAUCACAGUUACACGAUUACGAAUCUGAUAGAAAUUUGUGAUUCGUAAUGUUGUAAUCUCAUCACUACAUUUUUUUUUUUUUUUUGACAGGAAAUUAGCUUCAUUAAAGUGUCACUACAAAAAAAUCCGUAAUCAUGCAGGUAGCACGAGCGUCCUGUCAGGAAGGUGUUCGUGGGUCAGUGUCUGGGUUUCAGUGGGACAAUCGCAAACCACGUGUUUUCCUUCUCUUUCCUCGCACUCACUAAAAGCCUCGGCGUACUUCCUGCAGAGACGACGUUCGACUCGCUUCAGCAAACAAUACGGCGUGAUUGUGGAGAAAACAGACGUCGUGCGGAGGCUUCGCUCGCCUUCUCGUCUGCGCGGCAGCCGGUUCGAUUGGUCGGUUCAGACGAGGUGUCCUCAGGCGGAUUAACUCCAUAAUGGAGCAGCACAGCUACUUCUUCCUGUAGUUCUGGAAAUCAUCGUGAAAUUUGAACGGCGCCACCUACAGCUCUGGAGCCCUCAUACGCACCGACUAUACGAAACCGCACGGCGUAUACGAGCUUGUACGAUCACGAAGGUGGUUUCUCACAGACUUCGUCUCUGUAUUAAGUAUCCUGAGGCGUUUUUGAGAACGUUUGACAUAACGAGGUUAUGGGAUUAUAAUAUUUUUCACACCCUCCUCCAUAACACUUACUAAUCAGUACAGAUGUGUGUGUUAAUGUGUGUGGUGUAUUUGUGGCAGCGACCCUGUAACACUGUGUGUAUGUGAGGUGAUGGCUUUGACGUCUUAUUCGUAUAUUGAUAUUUACUGCAGAAUGACACGGAAUGUUUUUGGGGCAAAUGUCUUAUUAUGACGACUUAUUAAAGUAUGAAAUAUA